Microthlaspi erraticum is the source of this 3528-nucleotide messenger RNA. The record is from the annotation of a GenBank genome assembly. NCBI's taxonomy places the organism in Eukaryota, Viridiplantae, Streptophyta, Magnoliopsida, Brassicales, Brassicaceae.
AUGGAAGGUAUUGUCCGUUUGACUGUUUCCGUUGAUACCCUUCCUCCCUUUGGUCCGUUUAACUCUUUCCGUGAUAGAUUGCUUCUGGUCGUAGUUAGGUUAUGUAGUUUUGCUAAUAAGUAUCGUAUGUCGUCCAUUGCUUGGUUUACAGGGGGCGAGGAUAAUCGUCUUCCGGUUAGGUUGUUGAAAACAGACCAUUUUCCUAACCGGAGGCUGAACGUGUAUGGGAAGCCUGACACCAUAGCCUUUGUGAAGCAUACGUUGCGGGAUUGCCCGGAGGCGUUUGAAAGAAUACGGAACUCUCGGUUUGGGAAACUUUGGGAUUUUCCCGCCUCUCGGUGUCCGAUUUCCUGCAAACUCAUCCACGCUUUGCUCUGUCGGCAGCUGUUGUCCAAGAAGCGUUAUGAGAUGUGGACAGUAUUCGGUGGUCAGCCAAUGAGGUUCUCUUUGGCGGAAUUCGCAAGUGUGAUUGGGCUUCACUGCGGCGAGUAUCCGGAGGGAUACGACCCCGAUUGGUAUCCGCCUACAACAAAGGGACCAGACAAGUGGUGGAAGAAGUUCAUAGGAAAUGACUCUCGGAGAACGCUCGGAGACAUAUCUAAAUCUCUUAGGAAUGGUGAGGUCGAAGACAGCGAGCAGAAGCUACGUUUGUGUCUAAUCCUUCUUGUUGAUGGCGUCCUCUGCGUUAGCAGCCAGGUCCACAGGCCAACGCCGAAGUAUGUGGCUAUGUUGGAGGACAUCGAUGCGUUCUUGGAGUUCCCAUGGGGCAGGGAGUCUUUCAUAAAGACAAUAGCGACAAUGGGCCCGCUGGUUGGGAAGGAAGAAGAUCCAGUGGGGACGCUUGUGAAGAACCUUGGGCAGGAGUCGUUUAGACUGCUGGGUUUCCCGCUCGCAUUGCAAGUGUGGGCGUUCCAGGCAAUCCAUGUGCUUUCCAGAUAUCUCCCCGCAUCCGCUACAGAUGAUACUCUACUCAGCUCAGAGGGAGAGAAGUUCCCGCAACAUCCGUCGCUGUCUUAUGUAGACGUAAUAAACGCCGAGAACCACCCUGAUGUAAGAACCUCAUCCUUCCCUCUCUAUUUCGAUAUUUUGUUCGGUGUAACGCUUACUAACGCGGUUGUUGUACGGUCGUUGUUUCAGUUAUCAGUGACUCCAUUCAUAGCUCUGGAACCAGAGCCGGGGUAUAUUGGUUGGGGUGAGUUUGCUGAACAAGAAGUCCAAGAUAGGAAGGUCGCGUACCUGCAUGAGCUACUCUCCAGAGAGCACAAAUUCUGCAAGAGUGAAUGGCCUGGUGGCUCUACUGAGUACGAACGGAUUGAGCACCAGUACAAGCCGCCACAGGUUGCACACACGAAGCAUAUUUACAACCGGAAAAAGGGGAAGCGAUCUCUUGGCGUCCGUUUUUCUCCUCCUGCUACACGGAAAUCUGGUCGACGUAAGAAAAAUGUUGUGGAAUUAGAUAACUCAGCGGGACCUGAUGAUUUGCUGGAACAGAACAAGUGGCUUUUAGAUCAGGUUAAACUCCUGAAGGAGGAACAGUCGAAGCUUGCUGCCCGAACCACGGUACUUGAGCAGAAGAAUCUGUUAUACAGCGGAGGAAUAAGGAGGUUUUCGUCCACGCAGGCGCGUUUCCCUCAGCGAAGGGCGUAUCUACGUGACCAAGCCGGGUGGUCGAAGAAACGUGUGCAUGUACGCAUUCCAUCUACGCGUUGCACUCCAGAGCCGUCGUGUGGUGGAUCCCAGGGCGUGGAAGAAGAUUCUGUUAUAAGUCUGAAGGAAGGAGACAAGAUCCCAGAACAAUGGAUGGACGACCCUUUCAAUGAUGAAGGAGGAAUGAAGACGCCAGAACCGCGGUCGCCGAGUCUUAACCAAGGUGCCGGAAGGAGUGAAGAUACGGAGGUGGUAGACAAUGUGGUGAACUCACAAAUCACUUCCGGUGAUAGAGAUGUACAGAAGCAUAAUGGUGAAGGAAGUCAGUCCGAGAAAACGAUAGGAGGCGAAGAAACUACGGCAGAGACAGGUGGUGGGAAGGGGGUGGACUACCGGACGUGGAAGGAGGAGAGCACCGUGCACCAGUUGGACAGUCUAAUGUAUAGUGAAGUACGCGUAGGAGGUGGAGUGGCCUCUGACGUGGACGAGGGCGAAAAUGCUGAUGAUGGGGAUAUGCAUCUUCAAUCGCUUAUUGACGACAUCGUCUCUGAGUCCGCUUCUCCAAAAUCCCUCCACAUGUUGGAUCCGGCAAGCAGCAUAGUUAUGUCAAGGGUCACUGCCCCGGAAAUCGGCGUGCCGUCUAUGUAUAAGGUUUGGCCCUCUGAAACGUCAUCCAGAGAGGCAGCUGAGACGAGUUCCCACGUGUAUGUGUUUUGUGCUGUUUGUUGCUGGAUCGGACAAGAUGAUGUUGUUGAUGAGUCUGUGGAGGAGAAUGGCCGGAAGUGUACACGUCCUGUCGUGUCCAGUAAAGAAGUUUUGUCUGAGCCAGAUGUCGUGGACGGGGAGACUUGUGUAAAGAAGAGUGUGGACGUUCGAGAGAACCCUGCCACAGAGAAGAUGGACACACCGGAUAGCUCGGGCGUGGAUAAUCCAGCUGUACAGGCAAUGGUGGACGAUCUGGAUACAACUAAUAUUGCGGUGAUGGUCAGCGACUCCUCUCCACCGCCACGACGAACUGCACACUCUCCAUCCGAGCUAGAGACUGCACUGGCAAACACACUAACUGCCUCUGAGCGACAUGGACCUAACGUGCUUUUCCCGGAAGUGGAUGGUCAAGCAUUUGCGCUCUUCGAGAAAACACUCUCGGUGGACAGAGAAUUUUUGCACAUCUCUCAGGACAUGUAUGAUCUUGAGAACUCUUUCUUCCUUGAUCUAGCGAGAAGCCAGGAAUGGGUGUCCACAAAGCAUAUGGAGGUCUUGAUGACGUAUCUAGGAACGAAACACGCGCACGUUUUGGCUCAAGAAAACUCCUCUUUUGCAUCCCCAUGGUUUGUAAACCACUUGCAAGGGAAGUACCGGAAGUUCAAAGCGGCUAUAAACAAGAAUAUGGUGCGAUGGGAUGAAGCAAUAACUAGCUACGUUAUGUCACCAGGGAGGACGUGGCUGAAAGAGGUACACACCGUAUACUCGCCCAUGAUUUGGAACGACGUCCAUUGGGUUGGUUUGGCGAUACAUCUAGGGUCGCGGUAUGUGGAGGUCCUGGAUCCUUUCCCAUCUCUCUAUGCUGAUCGAAGGGUGGACACAUUCAUGGCGCUUGUGGUGGAGAUGCUUCCUCAGCUAAUAAGUAGGUUUUGUCCUGCGGCUACACAAAUCAACACAUCUUUCAGUUAUGCUUGGAUGUCGAAAAUUUAUGAGAACAAGCGUGCUGGCGACUGCGGACCGGUGGCGGUGAAAUUCAUGGAGAUGCAUGCGUACGACGACCCCUCGCCUCACCUCGCUGGAGUUACAGAUGCUAUGGUUGAUGGUUUCCGCAAGACGUGGGCGAUGGAGUUAUACAGGGAUUUGGUUGUCCCAAUCUACUUCCCGCCAGCGUCGCCCUAG